Messenger RNA from Fraxinus pennsylvanica, 342 nucleotides. Lineage: Eukaryota; Viridiplantae; Streptophyta; Magnoliopsida; Lamiales; Oleaceae. The record is from the annotation of a GenBank genome assembly.
AUGAACUUCCUUUACUUCACUGUGGGAGUUCUCGCGAUCCUUGGCGAAACUGUCAAGACUGUAGAAUGUUUUAGCACCACCACAACCAUCAGCGCCACUCAGCGCCACAAGUGCAAUGGUUCCACGAUUGGUGACUGCAUUCCGGUAAAUGAAGAGUUUCUGAUGGAAUCAGAAAUAAGCAGAAGGAUUUUGGUUGAAGGGAACGGUUACCAACCUCUCAAUCCGAUCAAACACUUCUGCGAUGAAAAAAUAUACGGUAGUUGUCUUGGAGAACCGAACACGAUGUUCAAAACAAACCGCCCUUGUACCUUCCAAAAUUUAUGCGCUGGGCAUGGGAAUUGA